Messenger RNA from Rubroshorea leprosula, 2982 nucleotides. The record is from the annotation of a GenBank genome assembly. NCBI's taxonomy places the organism in Eukaryota, Viridiplantae, Streptophyta, Magnoliopsida, Malvales, Dipterocarpaceae.
UGAGCUGGGGGCAUGCUUAUUGCGUUUCCUUCCCAUUAAAUCUCCUCUGUAAUUUGUAGUUUCUUUCCAUUUCUUCUUCAAAUUGAUUUAUCUUAAAAGAGCAUUGUUAGCAUGCGGAAAGCUCUAACCACUCGCAAAUCUAAAUGACAUUCAUGCGUUUCUCUGGUACUCAUAAAAAUCAAUCCUUUUUAUGGUAACUGAUAUUAAUCAUGUUUUUCCAUAUGUGGGUAUUGUCAAAUUCCCAUCUCUGAGUCUGGGUAAUCCGGAAGAUUUUUCCUUUAUCUGAUAUAUUCAUCAAAAACCGUUCUUUUCAAGUAUUCAUUCAGUUCUCCUGUAUUCUGAUAUAUGAAAUCUUGAAGUUAUACUUCAUCUGGGUUUCUUUCUGAGACUGAUGCAAAUAGGAGCCACCGAAAAUGGCGAAUCUUGUUCCUGGGGUGCUUCUGAAGCUUUUACAACACAUGAACACAGAUGUGAAGGUCGCCGGCGAGCACAGGUCCUCUCUCUUGCAAGUAAUGAGCAUAGUGCCUGCGUUAGCCGGAGGUGAGCUAUUUCCAAACCAAGGGUUUUACCUGAAAGUUUCUGAUUCCUCUCAUGCCACAUAUGUAUCUUUGCCCGAUGAACAGGAUGAUUUGAUUCUCAGUGAUAAGAUUCAAUUAGGUCAGUUUAUUCAUGUUGACCGGCUGGAAUCUGGGUCACCGGUUCCCAUUCUUCGUGGGGUUAGGCCCGUCCCUGGCCGACACCCGUGUGUUGGGAGCCCGGAGGAUAUUGUUGCAACAGACUCUCCUGGGUUCCUUAAUAAUGGGAGUAAUAAUGGCUCAAAACCUAGGGAGAAAGUAAAAUCAAAUGUAGCAAUGGGUCAUGGUAGGGAAAAGGAGAAACCAGCAGGGGUUAGAUCCAAUAGAAGUGCUAAGGGAGAUGAAUCAGAUAAGACAAAAUCAUCUUUGCCUAGAUCAAUUUCAUCAGAGUCUGCUAGACUAGGAUUGAAUUUGGAUGUGAAGGAUUCUUUAAGGAGAGUGAAAUCACAGAGUUCACAGUAUUCGCAGCCAAUUCCUUCUUCUCCCACAAGUUGUUACUCAUUGCCUACUUCAUUUGAAAAGUUUGCAAAUGGGAUUAAGCAACAUGCCAAGAUUAAAGGACUAGAUAAGGGAACCCCUAGGGCAGGAUUGGCAGAAAAGGUGGUUUCUUUUCAAGGAGCAAGUACACAAGGGAAGAAGGUUCCAGCUAUCAAGACUUUGGUUCAGGGGAUUGAAUUGGGAGCAAAGGCUUUGAGAAAGAGUUGGGAAGGGAAUAUAGAAAUUAAGACUAGGGACAAUUCUAAAAUGAGAGGCAUCAAUCACGUACCAAAGCCUGAUUCUCGGAGUAUAUCUACCCCUCGAAAGAGUACAGCAAGUGAAAGGGCACCAUCUAAAGGGGAGAAUAAGUUCCAAAUAUCUUCCAAGUCUUCAAAGGAGGACGAUAAAGUCAAGGUAUCAACUAAGACAAAGACAGUGGUUGCAAAUGGAACACUGGCUGCUCAAGAAAAGCCCACUGUGCCAAGAAGCUCCAUUGGAAAGAAAUUGUCUACAGAAGCAACUAAUAAUGGAGCCCUAGGAAAUUUGGUCAAGGUUUCAAUAAAAAGUAAAAGAUUGACAGAGGGAAGUGUAUCAUGGGGUUCACUUCCCUCUUCCCUUGCAAAGCUGGGAAAGCAAGUAAUGAGAUACAGAGAUGCUGCACAAACAGCAGCUAUUGAAGCUUUAAUAGAGGCUGCUGCUUCAGAGAGCUUAUUACAAUGUUUAAGCAUGUAUUCUGAUUUAACUAGCUCUGCCAAGGAAGAAAACCCACAACCAGCAGUGGAGCAGUUCUUGGCCCUCCAUGCAAGCUUGGACAAUGCUCGUAACAUUGCAGAUUCUUUAUCAAAAACUAUUCCAGUUGGUGAAUCUCCAGAUCAUGAAGCAAACCUAUCUGAAGAAGCAUUAAAAAUCACAUCAGAAAGGCAAAAACAUGCAUCCUCAUGGGUGGAAGCUGCCCUGACAACCAAUCUAUCUUCCUUCUCUGUAUGCGUCAAAGAACCAAACUCUACCCUGAGUCAUACUUCACAUUCUUCACAAAGCCAGAAAACUAUCCCCGGGAACCAACCUAUUUUAAUCCUAGAAAAUUCCACCAAGAAUGUUUCAGCUAAAACACAAGGAAAAACCCGCCCAGUAGUUGUCUCUAAGCUUGUGGCACAAGGACUUCUUCGAAAACCAGGGGAUGGUUCUGGCGCUGCCCAAAAGGCACAGGUCCAACCUCCACUGGAAUGGACCAAAGGAAAUGGUCUUGACCAGACUGUUGACUUUGCUGACAAGUUACAAAUGGAGUCCCAGGAUUGGUUCCUGGGUUUCGUCGAAAAAUUCCUGGAUGCUGAUGUGGACACAUCGGCUUUAUCAGACAAUGGCCGCAUAGCAGGCAUGCUGUCGCAGCUCAAGAGUGUUAAUGAUUGGUUAGACAAAAUAAGCUCAAACAAAGAUGAAGAGGAGAAGCCCCAGGUUUCAGCAGAGACAAUUGAUAGGCUGAGGAAGAAAAUUUACGAGUACCUUCUUACUCAUGUUGAAUCAGCGGCAGCAGCAUUAGGUGGUGGAUCACAACCAUCACCAACAACCAGAACAAAUGAAACAAAAGCAAAAAGAUGAGUCUAUAAGGUUUGAUUAGUGUUUCGUGCAAUGCAGGAUUGUAGGUGUUGGUCCAGAUACCUACAAAGCUAAGCCACCCAAGUGGUCCUUGUGAUUUAUUUGAUGUGUACAUAAAUCUAAUUAAAUCCUACAUGGAUUUAAGGUAUAGGAAGGUUGUCAUUUAUAUCGAAAAUCAAAAGAAAAGCAUUUAAUGUGAACAACGUGAAUUUUGUUUUUUCAAGCUAAUUCACAUUUUUCUUGCUAUAAGGCUUGUUUAAAUUAAAGGGGAUGUAUAUGACCAACUACGUUAGUGUAGUGGUAAACUCUUUUGAGUAAAUAUAAGAGAUCUUGUUUU